CCAGGUGUCCCUGUUGGUGAUUCUUAAUAUGUGAAAAGUUUGUAUUUUAUGGGUUCUUCAGGUUUUUUGUGUGGGUAAAAAUUGAUCAGGUAACAAAGUUACAUGUUUGCUCAAAAUGAAAUAAAAAGAAAUGUGUAUUUCAUCACUUUUCAGUAAUAUCUGCCAGGCAGGCUCUUCGUGCAGACUUCUCCGGGCCCUGGUGCAGGGUUAACUGUGCUGGAGGUACAGGCUCGGCUGUGGCAGACCUGCUGUCGCUGGAAUGUGACAUGAGUCAUGAGCUUGAAGUAGCCACCCUGCUACAGAAAACCACACACUGCACUCGGUCAGUGAAAAUAAAUUUUACAGUGGUGAAGUUGAGAAAUGCUGCUUUAUCUCUUUAUAAGUUGUGGAAUCAUUUGUAUAUUACAGAUUUAUUAUUACUUUUAUUUUAUUUCAAUUCUAGUUAGUUGGCAUGCAGUUCACUAUUGGUCUCAGGAGUAGAGGUCAGUGGUUCAUCAUUUACAUACAACUCUUUCAGUGCUUACCACAAGUGCCUUCCUUAACGCCCAUCCCCCACGUAGCCCAUCCCCCACCCACCUAUAUAUUACAGAUGGAGACAACGUACUCGUAUCUAGUCGUAUCUUCUAGAUUCCGUUUGCUUACCUUUGCUUACUGUUCUUGACAGUGUUCGUAGGUGGGUUGAGGACACUCUGCACUCCCCUUCUUGAGCGUCGGAAGUCUUGGGCAGGGCGCGUGUGAACACACUUUGAUGAUAGAAAUUGAAGCAUUCUUGUUGGAGAAAUGUCUGCAUUCAUUCAGAAAUGUGUUUGCAGAGCCCUGUGGUGACUUUGGGGUCCAGUCUGGAGCUAGAGCCUUCUUUCACCAUGAGGGUUAGUUGGUCACAGAGGGGUAACCAAGAGUAACCUUGGAAAACAGCAACUCUCAGGCUGACCCUUACAGGCCUGGUGGCCCCUGGAGUCCCAGUUUCCUCAUCUCUAAACUGCAGGUAGGUAAAGGAAAAUUAAUGAAUUAGUGUAAGUGUGCAGUAAGUGUUUCUUCCCUCAGGUUCCAUUUUUCAUCUGUUUAGUGAGGAAGAAUCGACCUGUUUAUGUGGUUGGGUGGUUGUAAGUAUAAAAAUAGAAAAACGCUUUCGAUGAACAGGAGAGGGUACUCCACGUGCACACCCCUGUGUACACCCACCCCAGAGACCCCGACUUCACAGUGCAGCCAGGAAGGUGUGACCGGCAGGCACUGUCCCCCGUUCCUUCUCAACCCUCCAUGCCACAUUCGAGAACCAUGAUUCUUGGCAAUAUCAAGGCCAGGAGUGGAGUUGCUGGGGGAGAUGCUUAGUGGUUGGGUUUAUCAGUGUGGCGGGCUGGUUGAGUGUGUUUUAUGUUCCUUACUUUGCACUGAGGUUCAUUUCCAGUAACAUCAGUAAUUAUUUAGCGGCAUAGAAUCUAUAAUUAUAUUCAUGCAGAGAAGUCGCCCAUUUGAAUGGCGGUGGUUUCUGGAGAAAAGUAAUCGGAACGAACACAAGUGGGUACCUGCAAUGCUGACGUCUCUUUAAUGCCGAUGGACACUCAUUUGUGAACCGUAUGCAAGUCUGGAGAUCUUGGUUUGGGCUGGAGAGAGACGCAGAGAGGAGGGUUGUGCAGGGGUGAUGGUGAGAGAGGAUCUGCACUGAGGCUGCCUGGAGUCCUGCUUGUUUGGGGAGGCGGGGAGGAAGCACUCUGCAAGGUGCCCCUGGGGCUCUCCAGGCGAGUCGCUCUCCAGAAGAGCUCAGGGGAGGCCUGGGCAGGAGCCCACCCUACCCGCCCCUGCUGUGUGGCUUCUUGACUUAAUUACCCGACUUCAGAACAGGCACUGGGUAUCCAGUCUGUUCUCCACCCUCACGUUCAACAAGGCCACCCCUGACAUUUUUGAAGGUGAAGUAGCAGCGGCCUCUUUCUGGUGGCCUACUUAACUCUGAAGCUGCUGGAAUAAACUCCAUCACGGCCACACCUGGAGCCUUGGCUCCCCCGCUCUCUGCAAAUUCUGCUUUGUCUAGUGAAAAUCCCAGGCAAUGGCACUCUCCAUUAGUGUUUGGGGAAAGGAAAGGAGGGGAUGGAGUUCAACAUCGUUUUGACUGUCCUUAACGCAUCUGGCAAAGUUUCGCUUGUUCAGGAAGAGGACCGGAUGUGUGAACUAGCCCUCGCUCUCCCUUCUCCAGCCUCGUUGCCAUUUGGAGAUGCUGUUAGUCCCCUUCAGCCCGGACUGCGUCCUGGAAAGGAGCUACUGCGAUUGACCACAGAGCAGAGGACUAUGCCGUACUUCAUGUUGCCUAGACAGCUUUAUGGUUGUCAUCUGACACCGUCCUUGAAACAGGCCGAGGAAGAGCCUGUUCUACAAACGAGGCCGCUAAGGAGCUUGAGUCCCACAGGGUCAGACCCCGGUGAGGGGUGGAUUUCAGCCCAGCUCUGCUGCACCGGGCUCAGCGUUCCCUGCAAAACUGCCCACCCGAGGCUGGGGAAUGCAAGGUUCCAGGGCCUCACGGCUGGAACCAUCCGGAAGACCGGAAAGCCCAUGACCAAAGAUGGCUCAGCCUGCCAGGGACAGGACUGGCCCGAAAGAACCAAGUUCCCCGCCUCAGCAGCUCCACAUCUAGCAAGUCCCAGCAGGUGGCCCUGGGCACAGAGCAGACUGACAUCGGGCGGAGCCGCUGAGCUGGGGUCUGUUCCAUGUCAGGCUUCUGGGGGCAGUGUGCACUCGGCCCCACACCCGGCUCUCCUCGUCCGAGUUCGAGUUUCUGUCUGGAACCUGUUUCGUGCUGUGGGCAGGAGGCUAGGAGAGCAGGGCCUAAGUCCCUGAGGGAAGUCACGCUGGCAAGGAAAUUGCAGGCCGUGUGGGCCACUGCACAGAAAGCUGCCGGGCAGAGGAUCUCAGUGGGCGCUUAGUGGAGGGGAACAUACCAGAAAUCCGAGAACUGGCGGCGGAACUGUGCUCUAGACGCAAAAUGGUAUUUGGAAGUGUCUUCUGGGAAUGUCAGCUCCUCUGGCUGAGCCCGGUGAGGCCCGGCCAGGAGCUGCUGAAGCGCCAGGGCGGCCGUCCCAGGGCAUGGAGUCAGAAUCCAGACGGCAUGACCUGCUAGGCCUGGCCCACAGGCCCGACAGCAGGCCCAGCCAAGACACGCCUGGUCCCCGCCGCCUUCUGGACUUGUCCCCAAAGAGGCGAGGGUUCUCUCUCCAGUCCCAGAAUGCCUCCAACUUCGAGAGAUACGGGGCCUGGGCAGAGGCCUCAGAAUGAACGGACACCCUGGCCUGCCCUGUCCGGGAGCUGCAGGCCUGUGGCGAGGCCCAUGGGCACCCCGAGGCCUCGUGGCUGGACUCAGACCCACAUGGAUCUGCGUUACUCUGAACCCUGGGGUCUCCACUGGGUCAAAUGUGGGCCUUUGAUGUUUAUAACAAAACAACCUGUGUUUUGGGUUGCCAUGUGGCUGCCAGACCAUGAGCCUUGCUGGCGAUGACUCAGAAAUUCCGCCUCAUGUUCUCAAAAGGCCAGAGUGCUGGAUUGAAACCACAUAUUAAUAACUUGGCCGUCUGCUCAAUCUCGUAAUAUUAAAUGUGAGAUUGUUCGUGUAUUCGUGUCUACACAUUGUGAAACCAAUAUUAAACA
Molecule: messenger RNA, 3630 nt
Organism: Callorhinus ursinus (northern fur seal)
Lineage: Eukaryota; Metazoa; Chordata; Mammalia; Carnivora; Otariidae
Source: RefSeq, a predicted model, not a curated record